AAGCAUGUAAGCAUGGCUUAUUUACCAUUCCGCCCACUUCCUUGAUCAUGUUUCUCCUGACCCACCAAACCACAAAACGCGAGCUCCCUGAACUUGUGUCAUUGUCAGAAUAAACAGCGAGUUGAACAUUUACCACUCUCCGAGUCAUACCUAGCCCGAGACGACCAUACCACGAAGGAUCGAAUUCGUCACCUUGAACUUGUCAGAAUGGACCUUUUCUUAGGCGGGAGGAAACUUUUUUUAUUUCUAUCUGCCUUAUUGACCGCCGUUGGCGUAUUUGGUGACCCGUGCAAAGUCACCCAUCAGGGCAAAGCAACGACGUACAACAUCUUAAACCCUACCGGCAAUGCAGAGUGUGAAUACAGCUGGGCUGAUUCUUAUGGCACUGUACUGGCAACUGACGGAGAUCCCAAUAAUGGAAAUAUAUCCUCAUCUGACUCCUUCCUCACGUUGCCUGGAUGCCUGAAGAAAGUUUGUGUUACAAUUGUUUGCCAUCCGAAGCACCACACAACCUGCUGCCCCACUGACUGCCCUGCUGCACCAGAACCUCAAGAACACAUUGACCCCACAACCAGCAGCCCGGCUCUGGCUGUAGUCUGGACUCCAGAGGGCAUUGCAGGGACUGUGGUCGGGACUGUCGUGGUCAUUGUGGUGGUCAUUGCGUUGGUCAUUGCGGUGGUCAUUGCGGUGGUCAUUGCGUUUGAAAAGAAAAGAAAGAAAAAGGGUUGGUUGGAGCGGUUCAAGGGAGCGUGUUCUUCAAACGAACCACAAAGCGGAAGGGGAGCAGAUGGAAGACCAGAGGUUAUAGCGAUGCUCAGGGCCGUCGAUAAGGGGUGAAAGGUGAUGACGAUUCUAGGGGCCCACAGCCCAGGGGGGGCCCACAAAAAAAAAAAUAUAUAUAUUUUAAUUUUUUAUUUUACUACCAGCCCAUAGUACUAC
This is a messenger RNA of Gadus chalcogrammus (walleye pollock), 939 nucleotides long. RefSeq lists its product as uncharacterized. Bases 208 to 837 code for a protein of 209 amino acids. The record is from RefSeq and is a predicted model, not a curated record. NCBI's taxonomy places the organism in Eukaryota, Metazoa, Chordata, Actinopteri, Gadiformes, Gadidae. The transcript has 7 exons.